CCCUUUAUAUAUAUAUUUUUCUAAUCAGGAAAAUAGAUUACAAUGUGGGGCUUUGCUUUUCUUAAUAGCGAGGCCAGCUGUAUCUUGGUAUCGAAGGUCAAGUGCCAACUUUCCUUUUCUGGACAGCCAAUAGCUGGAAUACAAACAAGAAGCAGAGUCGCUUGGCGACCAUAAUUAGCCUCCUGAAUAAACAAAUAAAUAGUCGGUCAUCUAGGGAAAAGCUCAAAAGGAAAUGGCACGAGAGGCAAGCCCAAAGAUAAUUUACUAUAGUAGAAGAAUCAAGACAGCCCAACGCGAAAUCUGUAGAUAGCCACGUGGGACUAAACCGGCGCAGGCCAUAUACAUCAUCCCUUGCGCAUUUCUCCCCACGGGGCUAAAGAUCGAAUGGUUUUAUAUCCCAACAUCCGGUUCUCAAUUGCAGCUAGUAGUCCUCCAUAUGCGGGGUACGACCACUAUUAAUACGUAGAACUUAAGGUAAAAAAACCCAAAAUGCUUGAAGUUUAGUUGUUGGUAAAGUCAUAAAGCAGAAGCCAGACACCUCGGCAGGUUAUGCAUGGUGGAGUCCUUGGGUUAUGCAUGGUUUAAGUUCAAUGAAAGAAAACGUUGAGCUUGUUGUGGUUCUUCCAUUCUGAGGACCCGCGUAAUUUAGAUUCGUUCUUCGGAAACGUUGGAACCCCUGGACACGUUUGUAGAUUAUUACUGUGUGAAAUUCAGCAGACAGAUUUUCCCACGGAGAUAGAUAUAGCAGUGAAGAAAGCAAAGCCGGUUAAACUUGUGCUUCUCUUGGAGAAGGGUGGAGAGGCACAAUUCAACAGGAAGUGAGAGAAUAGGUAUUUGACGGAGGAGCCCCAUUUCUUCCAAACCUUGUAACGAACGGCAUCCUUUCAUUCUCCUCCUCUCACUUAGCACUUCUAUUAAUAUCCACCCUCAGUGUCUUUUGCCCUUCACUGAGGAUUCCGUUCAUAACCGGAAGCUGAAGCAAGAGGAAAGCUAGUUCUCUGAUUGGAUUGCGAUCCACUCCGCAGCUGGUCGCCCGGGAAGAAAAAGUCCCGCCCGCGUCCUCGUGUGCUUUGCAUCCUCUUUGGGGGAGUUGCAGAACGGUGGAUUCCAUCCAGACCAACAGCAAGUAAAAGGAAGCAGUUGAUUAAUUGUCGGCAUCCAAAGAUCAAGGGAAGGCACCGAAGCCACGAUGGCGUGCUGGUGGCGAAGGCUGGGUUUGCGGGCACUGCAAGGGGAGUCUUGGGCAUCGCUCCGGACCAAGAUGAGAGAGGAUCGACCCUUACGCGACGCUGGGAGAAAAGGGCUCUUUGGGGUGCCGGGGACCGGCGUCAGUUAUUCCAAGGCGCACCGGUACCAGCUGCAAGGUGCGCCGACGGUCGAGUCCCGAAGCGUCAGUCGCCGAGUGUUUUCUAGUUCGGCAAGGGACAGAGACGGAGGGGAUGAGCCACAAGAACAGGGCAGCCCUAAAUCGUCGCAGGACUCCUUUAGGUCGACGGAGACAAGCAGGGCUUGGAGAAGGUCGCUGUCGCCCUUAGAAAGGCUGAGCCGGAUGAUUCCCGAGGAGCUCCUUUCUGCGGAGAUCAGAUCCCUGAGAAGCGCGCAAGAGAAGGAAUCCAAGCCGCAGGAACACGAAACCGGCGCCGCAGAAGAGGGGGUCUUUCCUGGGUCAGAUUCCCAGCUGGAUCGAGGCUCGCUGUCCGAGAAAAUCCAGAAUGCGCCCUCCAGAAACCGUCCCUUCCGAGUUGGGGAGCUGAUCCUAGUAGAGGCUCGCCGAAAACACGGCUCGGCAUUCAAGACCCAAUUCCUGCUCACCGAUACCGGAAUGUGUAAUACUCAUUUGGGUUUCAUUAGAUUCUCUGCAAUCGUAGGCAGACUCCCCGGGCAGCUGUUCCAAACGUCCCGGGGUAAAAUCUUGCUAAUUAGGAGGCCGUCCUUAGAAGAAUACGUGCUGUUGAUGGAUCGAAAACCUGCCGUCAUCAGUCCGAAGGAUGCCAAUACAAUGCUGCUGCUAAUGGAUAUCACUCCAGGGGACACAGUAUUGGAAGCUGGUUCUGGUUCUGGCAGUAUGAGUUUAUUUCUAUCAAAAGCAGUUGGGUCACAAGGACGUAUUAUAAGUUAUGAAAUCAGAAAGGAGCAUCACAAAUUAGCAAAGAAGAAUUUUUGGCAGUGGCGUAAUGCAUGGAAAAUAGGGCAUGCUAAAGAGUGGCCAGAUAAUGUGGUUUUCAUUAAUCAAGAUAUUUUGACUGCAGCUGAGGAUUUGAAAUCUGUAACAUUUGAUGCAGUAGCUCUGGACAUGCUUUCCCCUCAGAAUGCUUUGCCUGCAGUUUUCCCAAGUCUCAAACAAGGGGGGGUCUGUGUUGUAUACUUCACAAAUAUCACUCAGGUUAUUGAACUGAUUGAAACAGUCCGGAUCAGGAAAUUAGCCCUUUUCUGUGAAAAAGUUUUAGAAGUAACACAUAGAGAUUGGCUAAUAUGCCCAGCUACAUGGGAAAAGAGAAAUGUUUUUGAAAAUAUAGCAUCUGAGCUAAACUUCAAUAAUGAAACUGCUUGUCAUUAUGAAAAUGAUGUUUCUGCUGAAGAGAGAGGAAAUGAAGUUCUUGUUUCAGCCAAUGUAAAACCAUGGUAUAUUGCUAAGCCUUUCCCACAUCAAGUUGGUCAGACAGUAUUCCUUGUCAAGCUGAGGAAAUUUAAUUCACUAUAUCCAAACACUGCUCUAGAUGGUAUGGGCCAAUCUGAAGAUUGUACUUCAUCAGAAAUAACACAUUAAAUUGUGUUCUGCUAUGUGUAUGAUUUGGGAAACAUUGGAUGUGUUUUAUAUUGACUAAGAUACAGUAUGUUUCAAUACAGUAUUGUGUUUUUAACAAAUAAAAUAAAAGAAUAAUAAACUUAGACAACAAA
This is a messenger RNA of Python bivittatus (Burmese python), 2898 nucleotides long. NCBI's taxonomy places the organism in Eukaryota, Metazoa, Chordata, Lepidosauria, Squamata, Pythonidae. The record is from RefSeq and is a predicted model, not a curated record.